AUUAUUAGAUAAUGAAGAAAACGUAAAAUGUUCAGUUUGUGAACAAUCGUUCAAGAAUAUGGAAGAAUUCACCGCUCACAAGUGUGGCAAGAAUGGCAAAUGUUUUAAAUGUACAAUCUGCAAUAAGACUUUCGCAAGACAGACGUUACUACGACAACACAUGGUGUUACACCAGGGAAGUAAGAGGUUCAGAUUUAAAUGCAACUAUUGUGGAAGAGCAUUCAGACAUCGCAGUCAUUUGAGAGACCACGAGAGAAUACACACUGGUAGGUAGAAUAAAUAUGAGGAGUUUGGUUAUCUCACUCGAUACAAUUAAUUGUUGAAAGAAUUUUGUAGCUGGAAAUUUCGCGCGUAAAUUUUAUGCAGAAAAUUGUAUACAGUAAAUUUUAUAAGGAAAUUGUUUUAGUGUAAAUUUUAGAAAGCAAUUUAAUAAUCUAAGCUACGUAACUAAACAAUUAUUAAAUUUAUCAAAUUUUCAUAUGAAAUACGAAUUUUCAUAUAUUGUGGUAGAGGCACCAAAUUCCGUAGUCUAUGACUGUAUGACAUCAUCACACUAACUAAUGAGUAAGUGCCAAGUAUACAAAAAAAACCUACCUCGUAUACCACAAAAAAGUCUGCUGUUAGUUUUAUCGAACGAAAUGCCCAAUAAACCCACAUACCUUCUACUGGAAUCACCCCAUGACAUAUACACAGUAAUUUGUGUACGUUAGAGCUCGACAACUGGACUCGGUAGCUCAGUUGAUAAGAAUGCUGCACCGUAAGGUGGUUAGGGUCUAAUAAUCUACAUAAGUUUGCGUUCGAAAAUUCCGUUUAAAAUCCCGUUUAAUAAUCAUCUGUCUCUCUUUAUUUUACAGGAGAACGUCCUUUCAAAUGCUCGUUCUGUCCAAAGGCCUUCAAGCAAUCCAGUGACCAUCGCAAACAUGAGAACUUACAUACGGGGACCACGAGAUACCGCUGUGAGAAAUGCUCGCUGGACUUCAAAAGAUGCGAUGCUCUCAAGAGACAUGCUAUGAUGCAUACCAAAGGCGAGGUUACAUUGCUGAAAUGUGAAAAAUGUCGCAGCCUCUUUGCAACAACCGAUGGUCACAUGUCCCACGUUUGUUUAAGUAGACGUAAGUAUCUGAUGGAUCAUAUACGGAGCUAUUGACCCAAUUUAUCAGAGAGACGGGUGAACCGCCUGAACUAAAUUGAGCAAAGAAAUUAUGGUCCUUGAAUAUGGGUUGUCAUCAAGUGAUCUGAUGUUGUACAUGGUUAAAUCAUGCAGAGGUAGUUCAUGUUCUUGGAUGUGGGCUACCUUGAAGUGAUCUGACGUUGUACAGAUCUCAAUGCUGAACCCAGCAUGGUUAGAUCAUGUUCUUGAAUGGCCCUAAAGUAUUUGCUUUCUAUUAAAAACUGAUAUAUACUUUCUCUUUCAGCAUACCGCUACCGUUGUCAGAUAUGUCCGGAGCGAUUUACGGACGCCGAUGAUCUUCGCCAACAUUGCUACAACUUACAUGGCGAACAGUCGACAUUAUCUUGCUUGAAAUGUGAGUUCUGUAAACUGGAAUUUGACACACUCGGAAAACUUGACGAACAUUUGGGGACACAUUUUCUUAAGAAGACUCACAGAUGCAGAACAUGUGAUCAAAGGUUUUCUCUACUAAAUCAACUUGUAGAACAUGUGAAAAUACAUAGUGCGCCCUCUCUGGGAAGCAUCUCUGCAUUUGAUCAGAGCGAGGAAAAUAGCGUUGAGGAAGCUCGCACUAUCAAGAAAAACUUUAAUCAACACAAGGAAAGUCCGCCUAAUGUAACAGUAAUGCCCCAUGCUUCUAACAGACCAAUUAGGCAGAGAUAUGAUUUUAUACCAAGUAAAUAUCAACCCCCUGUUCACACGAACCCAAUGUAUGGUGAAAUAGUCGUGGGAAAUUGGGCGCGACAACACAAUUAUUAUCUUCAAUUACGACCCGAGGACCACGGUGGUCCGCGAAGUAUUUCCGCAACUGACCCGAUUUCUUCCAGAAGUAAUAUGAAACCUUACCGAAGGAGUACGGAACCUCCCGAAAAUCAUCCGACAUCUUCCUGUGAUACUACCGAACCCUACCGACAGAGUACGGAACUUUCCGAAAAUAAUCCGAUAUCUUCCCGUCGUAAUACGGAACACCACCGACCGAAUACGAAAUCGUCUGAUGUGAAACCGAUGUCUUCCGAAAGUGGAUCGAAUGAAUCCCACCCUUCCACGAUUGCUAAUGCGGUUGCGGAUCCAUUUUCUACCACUUCAUUCGCCGCUUAUCAUGCGAUUGCUCUGUCGAGGUCUACGCAUCGAACAUCACAUGGUCUGAGAAGGGAACAAAAACCUAGCCAAUGCCAAUCGCCAUCCAGCCGAUACGAACAGAAAACUGGCCGGCAUGAACAGACAACCAGUCGACAUGAUCCAACGUCCAGCCGUCACGACUUGACAACUUCAGUUGCGAAUGUCGAAGUCUCACAUAGGCCUGAUGUUACUACGGAAGCUGGCAAAGUUUGUCUUGUCAACAAUCUUGCAGACUCACCUAUGGUUAAUCGAUUAGAUGUCCAAAAUAAUUCAGAUUCUUUAGAAACCCAUAGAAAUGCCGAGGAAAGUAGAAGCUAUUCGAAUGACGUUCGAUUACAAAACGAAGUAAUCCGAAAGAGUUCCGAUCAAACCCGAACGAAUCUCGAAGAAACACGAAGAAAUUCUGACGAAGUCAGAAUACCUUCCGAAAGAAUGCGAAGCAGUUCCGAAAGUAAUCAAAUUGGUUCCCAAAACAUUCAAAUUGACUUGACUCUAAGAAGUCAAGACAAUUUGACCACCUCGAUGGAAGGUGACACAGCCGAUGGAAGACUAAGUGAUGAGCCAAGUUCACAUCGUAAGAACAAUGAAAGUCACUUGGCCCAGUCUCAGCAUGUUGUAAAGCGAAAGUACACGUGUUUAAACUGCAGGUCCGAGUUCUACCAUGAAAGCUCUCUGAUCGAUCAUAUAUGUGAUAUUUUCUCGGAGACAUUGUACUCUUGUCUUGUGUGUAAGGAAGAUUUUGAAAAAUACGAAGACCUGCAAAAGCACAUGAGAUCACAUUGGAAGCACGUGGUAUACUUUAAGUGUACUCUCUGCCGGGAACGAUUACGGUCUGAAGAACUACUUAAGAAACAUAAUUUAAAACAUAUGGAAGACGCCCGAACCGAACGAACUGAAUCUGUUGACUCUGAGGAGGAUAAAGACGGUUACCAUUGGAUAGCAAAUGAUAAAAUACAAGAUUACCGCCCUGAAACCCUUAUUACCCCUCCCGAUUCAGCAAAGUCUGUGACAUCACCUGUAAUUUGUUCGGUUAGUAAUAAUAUUGUAACUAAGCCAGCACCGUCAAAACGAGGCUAUAAUGAACGUCGUAAAUCAAAUAUGGAUGCUGAUGUUAGUCCUAAUAUUGAACUAACACACUCCAGUCGUGAUGACGUCAUCCUGAGGUCGAACCCUGGAUCAUAUAUACCAUAUUAUGAGGCACGAAAACAAGCACCUGGUUAUCUUAAUGUGUUGAGUCAAGGUCAAGCUAUGGUGGUGUCUGCAAUGCAUGCUGCCAUGGAGACCAGUGGUCGAUAUCAUGCACCCAAUGGACUUCUUUAUUCGCCUGCUAUCAGCCGCUCUGCAUAUACAAUAGAACAUACUGAUCACCGAUAAUAUAAUGUAUGUCAUAUAUUACACGCUCUCCAUAUAAUGCUGUAGAAUAUUACUGAUACGUCAAAUAUGACCCAUUUGGGAUAAACUUUAAUUAACAAUUAUUCGCCGAAGGCGAGGUGAUCAUCGGGGAAUAUUCGCCGAGACGAAGUCGAGGUGAAUAUUCUCCGAUAGUCACUAAGCCUGAGGCGAAGAAUUGUUUUAGUAUUUUUGCACAAGUUUUUUUGUGUUUUUCUGGUCUGAAUUCAUUUUAAUUUCGCUUAUUUCUUUAUCACUAACUUCAACAAAACGGCUAGCCGCCAUUUUGAAAAUUUCGAUUUUGUUAUAUUCACCUGUAGGUGAAUAUAGCAGAUUAGUAUAAUUACAUAGGUGAUUAUUGAAAAUUCUCUACGCUGAUUGGUUGCCGUUGAGGUGAUUAUUACGCGAUAAUCACCUAAGCGAUUUUCAAAAUGGCGGCCGAAGCCUUCAGUUGUCAAUUAAAUGACAAAGAAAUGUGUAUUUUCUUAUUUUUUCCCAAAUAAUCACCUAUGAAAUUAUACUAAAACAAUUAUUCACCUCAGGCUCGGUGAUUAUCGUGAAUAAAAACCUCGACUUCGUCUCGGUUUUUAUUCACCGAUAAUCACCUCGCCUUCGGCGAAUAAUUGUUAAUUAAUACGUCAAAUUUGACCAAUCACCUUGUAGGAUUUGUUAUGUUCACUUGUGCAAAAAUACUAAAACAAAAUGUUCUACACGCUGAUGCGACUUUGUCCCCAAUUUUUCACAUCGCUAUUUACAAUUAAAGACCUCAGAAUUUCAAAUUAGUCUAUACCCAAGAUUUCAUGUUGUUUGGAAAGUUAGGUCACGAGGUACAACGUUUGUAAUAUUUAGUUUCUUGUAGACAUUCGACUGGAAUUUGUUAUUGCAGGGAAAACGUUUCACUGCAGUAUUGAAAAAGGGUGCUCUACCCAGCCCUAGUUUUCCGACCAGUGCGUCAUUGCUUCCAUAUUGUGGAAACAUCUAAACGACCAUUGUGUAUGCACACAAAGUGUAAAUAAAUAAAUCUAACUGUUUUUAGCUGCAUAGACAUUGACUAUGGAUGAAUGACAUUUUCUGGGCGACGUUGCAUUUAAGUGUCUCAACAGUUGCUAAUCAAAGUUAAGCCCUAAUUUUGGAUUGGGGUGUGACAGAUUGGAAAUUUGAAUUAGCAAUUUAAAAUUUUGAGAAUUUUUAUGGAAUGUCAACCAAGAAAACCAUAUACUGUUAAUAUAAUUGUAGUUUUGUGCACUUUUUAACGUAGUUCAAUCUAGUUUGUGUUUGCAUCUUACAUGCAAUGCAUUUCAUUCACUUAUUGGUACAUUCAAAUGCACAACAUUCAUACAAAAAUAUCGUGUAUACUUAUUUUUUAUUGGUACAUGCCUAGUGAUAUUUUUGAUAACGUAACCUUGGCGCGCCAUAUGAGGCCUUUUGAGUUAAUCUUGAGUUAAAUUCUUGGGAUACUGAUACAUCGUGCGACACACAACACUCCAUUUGCUUGUUUCUGUACAUUUACACAGUAACAUUCGUCAGUUGUAACCAGUGAACUCAGGGUUUAUUUUAAGAAAAAUUUAGAACUGUACAUAUAAG
Molecule: messenger RNA, 5263 nt
Organism: Paramuricea clavata
Lineage: Eukaryota; Metazoa; Cnidaria; Anthozoa; Malacalcyonacea; Plexauridae
Source: the annotation of a GenBank genome assembly